Molecule: messenger RNA, 633 nt
Organism: Oppiella nova
Lineage: Eukaryota; Metazoa; Arthropoda; Arachnida; Sarcoptiformes; Oppiidae
Source: the annotation of a GenBank genome assembly
UGCGAUAUCUUCUUCACUCACAUCGAUUACCUGAAGACACACCACAAACACGAACACGAGAGAUACAAAGGCACUCGUCAGUCGAAGACAAUCACCAUUUCUGGCUAUGAGAUACCGAAAGAGCCGUUAAUCACAACGGUUUACAAGCCAUCGGCCAGUAGAGGCACUCAAACCAUGAUCUUGUCGGCCAACGGAACGCCCAUCGAAGUGGCGCCCACUCCCGGGCCCUCCACUUCCGUGACCACAAGCAACACGUCUUUUAGUUAUUCGCCGCAAGUGUCUGGCGAUGAGGUGUUGAAGUGUUCGUUCCCUCACUGCUCCUUCACUACAAACAACAAACAGAAACUCGAGUUUCACAUCAGCGCCCACACCAACUCCAAGUACAAGGUGGGCAACAUUCUCACUGAUAUCUACCGCCACAUCAAGAAGAGUACCAAACAUGACGGCAAGAAAGUGUUUGAAUGCAAAAUACACCAGAAAUGCGAUUUUGCCAUCGAUUGCGAAAAGUCCUUUAAAGAGCACUUAAGACUUAAACACUUCCGAGAGGACACUCCCGAGAAAUAUAUCGACGGUAUCGUUGAGGACCUAUUCCUCAAUAAGCCAACCAAUGGUGACGAUCCCAACAAUAAAUGA